Scophthalmus maximus (turbot) is the source of this 3143-nucleotide messenger RNA. It is a transcript of the gene galnt2, whose product is annotated as UDP-N-acetyl-alpha-D-galactosamine:polypeptide N-acetylgalactosaminyltransferase 2. Bases 314 to 2017 code for a protein of 567 amino acids. The transcript has 16 exons. NCBI's taxonomy places the organism in Eukaryota, Metazoa, Chordata, Actinopteri, Pleuronectiformes, Scophthalmidae. Gene Ontology annotation, cellular component: Golgi apparatus. The record is from RefSeq and is a predicted model, not a curated record.
CCUCGGCUGCAGCGCGGAGCCGCACGGCACGGCACGGCACGGCUCGACUCGCAGGCAGAGCCAGCUCGGGCCCUCCUCCAGGGCUGCGUGAGCCGGCGUUUGAUUGGAUUAGAGUCGGCUAGCCUUUGCCCUCUAACCUCGCCGAUGUUGGUUGGCUGCUUCCUGCUCCCUCCGCUCCCCCCGACCGACUGAAGCCUGCCGAAGCCGCACGGCGAAGCGCCCCGCACGGACACAGCCCGACCGGAGCCGAGCCGAGCCGAGGAGCGCCACCCGACACACGCACACGGGCGGGCGGGCGAAGACCGAGGCAGCCAUGCGGAGGAAAUCGAGGAUAUUGUUAUGUUUUGCGGUGCUGUGGGUGUUGGGAAUAGCCUACUACUUCUACUCGGGGACAGCGCUGAGUCGAAAGGAUGAUUGGGGCUCCAGUAAAUCUAGUCGGAGCAAAGCUCAGAGCGCUGACGAUAAAGCUCAUGGCCUGGAGACUCUGGCACCAGGGAAAGUGCGUUGGCAGGAUUUUGACCAGGAUCUAUAUGUUGGAGCCACGGUGGUUCGACCGGGUCAGGAUCCAUACGCCAGGAACAAGUUCAACCAGGUGGAGAGUGACAAACUCCGUAUGGACAGAGCCGUGCCUGAUACAAGACAUGACCACUGCAGACAUAAACAAUGGAGGUCCGACCUACCAGCCUCCAGCGUGGUCAUCACCUUCCACAAUGAGGCUCGCUCUGCUCUGCUGCGGACUGUGGUCAGUGUCUUGAAGAAAAGUCCUCCUCACUUGGUCAAAGAGAUCAUUCUGGUCGACGACUACAGUGAUAAUCCGGAGGAUGGUGCAUUGCUGGGGAAGAUUGAGAAAGUGCGUGUGUUGAGGAACGACCGCAGAGAAGGACUGAUGCGAUCGAGGGUUCGUGGUGCAGAUGCUGCCACGGCGCCGGUGCUCACCUUUUUGGAUUCUCACUGUGAAUGUAAUGACCACUGGCUAGAGCCGCUACUGGAGAGAGUCGCUGAGGAUAAGACCAGAGUAGUUUCUCCUAUUAUUGAUGUCAUCAACAUGGACAACUUCCAGUAUGUAGGAGCCUCAGCCGAUCUGAAAGGAGGUUUUGACUGGAAUUUGGUGUUUAAAUGGGACUACAUGACUCCGGACCAGCGACGAGCCAGACAAGGCAACCCCAUCGCACCCAUAAAGACUCCAAUGAUAGCAGGAGGUCUAUUUGUCAUGGAUAAGGAAUACUUUGAGCUGCUGGGGAAGUAUGACAUGAUGAUGGAUGUGUGGGGAGGCGAAAACCUGGAGAUCUCAUUUCGUGUGUGGCAGUGUGGUGGCAGUCUGGAGAUAAUACCCUGCAGUAGAGUUGGACACGUCUUCAGAAAGCAACAUCCCUACACCUUCCCCGGGGGUAGCGGGACUGUGUUUGCGAGGAACACAAGAAGAGCAGCUGAAGUCUGGAUGGAUGAAUAUAAAAACUUCUACUAUGCUGCUGUCCCAUCAGCGAGAAAUGUCCCUUAUGGAAAUAUCCAGAGUCGUUUGGAGAUGAAGAAGAGAAUAGGCUGUAAGCCAUUUAAAUGGUACCUGGAGAAUGUCUACCCUGAACUGAGGGUCCCAGAUCACCAGGACAUAGCCUUUGGAGCGUUGCAGCAGGGAGGAAACUGUCUGGACACCCUGGGUCAUUUUGCUGACGGGGUUAUCGGUGUCUAUGAGUGCCACAACGCUGGUGGAAACCAGGUAGCGUUACAACGAAGACACACACAGGAAUGGGCCCUGACCAAGGAUAAAUCAGUCAAACACAUGGACUUGUGUCUCACUGUGGUGGACAGAACAGCCGGUUCCCUCAUCAAACUCCAAGGCUGUCGAGAGAAUGACAGCAGACAGAAAUGGGAGCAGAUCGAGUCCAACUCGAAGCUUCGUCACGUGGGCAGUAACCUCUGUCUGGACAGCCGCAGCGCCAGGAUGGGGGGACUCACUGUGGAGGUCUGCAGCCCCAGCCUGAACCAGCAAUGGAAGUUCACCCUCAAUUUGCAAUCAUAGGGGACGCUACAGACCCCAGGGAGAGUUGGAUCUUGAAAAAAGACACCAACAGACUCUGAGACGGAAGACUGAAGGGGAAAGACAAACUCGAUGGAUAAAUGGAUGUUUUUUGCUCCUCCUCCUCAGAGGUGCAGCCACUCAUGCACACCUCUCCCCCACCUCACCCCCACCAAACAAAAAAACACACGAGACGCGCCCCCUGGGGGAGGGGCUUGCAGACCGUACCGUAGUAAACGGGAAUCUGUAUUUCAUGGAUGGGGGCGACAGUGAAGACCAUGAAGAGGAUAAAAACGAUGAAGAGGCUUUCCACCCAAACUACAUACCUCAGUGUUUUUUCAUUGAUGGUUCCAGAAGCAAAUGUUGAGUGAAUUCUUUUUGUUCUUUUACUUUAUUCAAUCCUGGUGAAAUAGGACUUUGACAAUUUUACUUUGUAAUUGUUUUAUUUUAAUUUUAUUAUUAAUAUUUUUUAUUCCUUGCUCUUAAUUCUUUAUGGGGGUUCACGGGAGCUUUUUUUGUUCUUGAAAGAAUUAGAUGUUGGUGUUGUUGCUCCUCUCCAGUGCUCUCCUGUUGGUUUCCCUCAGAGCUAGAGCCUGUACCGGCAGAUGGAGGCUUUGGGUUGUUGUUUUGGUAAAGGUUUGGGUGUAGAGUGAUGUGAAAGGAGGAAAUGGACUCGGUUCUUUGAGAUUUUCCUCUUGUUUACUUUCGGUGGUUCACAGGAUCAACAGAGAAAAUAGAGACGAAGUGGAGAGAAGAAUGCUGUGUGCACUUCCUUGUGUCCUGUAUGUUUUUUUCCUUCAGAUUUCCUCUUGGGGAGGAGAAAGGGUUUCAGGGAGGAGCUUCUUUAAUCUGGACAGGGCCUGACACCGGUUUGGCCCGGAAGAACAGUUCCUGAAAGAAGUGUCUUGACACCCACCUUGAAGAUUUACUGUUUGUCUUCAGGCUGUAGCACUGGCUGCCACAGCACCUUCACUUCUACACCAGUUAUGUCUAGAGAGAAAAUACACAGAAAAUGAAUCUCCUACCAGUCUUUAUUUGUUUACUUUUGUCAAAAAAGAGAGCCAAAUUUCAAAUGGAAGUUUUGUUUUUCAGGAAUACCAGAGGAGCGAUUAAAAUAUUUUUUUCCUUA